Messenger RNA from Ctenopharyngodon idella (grass carp), 1529 nucleotides. It is a transcript of the gene adgrg7.1, whose product is annotated as adhesion G protein-coupled receptor G7, tandem duplicate 1. The transcript is spliced from 9 exons. Gene Ontology annotation, biological process: G protein-coupled receptor signaling pathway. Gene Ontology annotation, molecular function: G protein-coupled receptor activity. Bases 1 to 1485 code for a protein of 494 amino acids. NCBI's taxonomy places the organism in Eukaryota, Metazoa, Chordata, Actinopteri, Cypriniformes, Xenocyprididae. Gene Ontology annotation, cellular component: membrane. The record is from RefSeq and is a predicted model, not a curated record.
AUGUUGACAAAAGCUGUUUUUGAACAGACUUGGUGUCAAACCAAUACAAGCACUUCUAUAAACUUCAAUGCAACACUAAGCACCACAACACUCAGCACCACAACGCUCAGCACCACAACGCUCAGCACCACAACGCUCAGCACCGCAACGCUCAGCACCACAACGCUCAGCACCACAACACUCAGCACCGCAACACUCAGCACCGCAACGCUCAGCACCACAACGCUCAGCACCGCAACACUCAGCACCGCAACACUCAGCACCUCAACACUACAGUCUACAAGCCAGAAACCCACCACUACAGCACGCCAGAGCACAACAGUGUCCAAACCCAAUCUGGUGUGUGAAAACAAGGGUACCUUACAAAACGGGAUCUGCCUCUGCCCAGAUGAUUGGACUGGAACCACAUGCAGCAUCUCUGGAAUCCCCGAGGCUUCGGCCCUCUGCAAUAUUUCUACUCACUUAUUUGGUCCUCCAAACAUUAUUUCGGGAGCUACUGCUGACCAAGUUUUCGAGUUAGCCUCCAGUACCCAGAUCCUCACAUCCAUACCAGAACGGUUGACAGCCAACAACAUCACAAAUGCUGCUAAAAUAACCAGCAUACUGCUCUCUCAUCCACAAAGCGUGGUCGAUUCCACACUAUCCCUCAACAACUUUGCAUGUGUGUUUUGGAAUUACGAUACAAAUGACUGGAACACAGAAGGCUGCACCAAAACAAAUAACCCCUCGGGUCGUGCAGUAUGCAACUGUAAACCGAACACACUUAAAAAUACAAAUUUUGCCAUUCUGAUGGCAUUUGAUAUCAACUACCAGUAUUCUGAAGCCUUGCAUUGGAUCAGCAUCACUGGCUGUGCUCUUUCUAUAGUGGGUCUGUUUGUCACAGCUGUGUACCAAAUCAUAACCAGGAAGUCAAGAGGAGGCAGUCCUACUCUGCUAAUCGUGAACAUCUGCAUAAGCAUGACGGUUUUCUACCUUUUCUUCAUCUUCGGCAUAAACAACCCUGUCCAACAUCUGAAUGUGGCAAAGUUGUCCGAUCAGAACACGGUUCCUGAUUCAGACCAGCACAAGUACCCAGAUGAGGGUCCCUGUACGGCAUUUACAGCUCUGCUUCACUACUUCCUGUUGGCCACGUUCACUUGGAACACACUAUCACGGAAAACUCCUCUAAAGAAGAAGAUUUUGAGUAGUUUCUCUCUGGCAGUGAUGCUCGGCCUGUCCUGGGUCAUUGGCUACAUUUUGCUCAUCACCCAUGAAACAACUCUCAAAUUUAUUCUGAGUGUGGUUUUCUGUCUCUUCAACACAACACAGGGUGUUCAAAUAUUCAUUUUAUUCUCUCUGAGGCCAAUAAUAAACGCAAACCCAGCUUUUAUGGACAGUCUGCGUAUAUCAAACGUGGGCUUUCACAGGAAAACUUUUGCUUUAUGGAAAAAUAAGAUACCAGAAAGCAAUGAAAGCUACAAAUCCAAUGAUUCUGAAUUGGCCUGACGAGCCAUCAAAGGUAAUAACUAAAAGAUUAUUAUUUUGAGACU